AUGAAGUUCAACCCUAGCUUCACCGCCUUCGUUGUCGCCUCGGUGGCUACUGCGCACCUUUCGGGCGCUGCCCCCAUCGGCAACUCUGACGUCUCGCAGUCCAACACGCAGACGACUCAGCAGCAGGGCUCGGGCGAGCACGUGCUGCAGAGCGCCAAGCCGCUCCAGACUAACGACCAGGGUGUCAAGAUUUCUUCUGACAACGGCUUCAGGCCGGUCUUUUUGCCUCCCCCUGCUCCUGAAGCCCAAGCUCCGGCCCCGGCCCCAGUUCCUGCUGCUGCUGCCCCGGCUCCGCCUGCUGGCCCCGCUGCCGUUUCGUCGUCCUCGUCGACUUCUUCUUCCAACUCCAACGGCGGCUCUUCCAACGGCGGCGGAAACACCGGCAAUGUGAUUAACAUUCCCAUCCUCGACCACAACGCCGCGAACCUGCAGGCUGCCAGCGCUGGAAACCAGGGCAUCCACACGCGUGACACUGGUAACAUCAUCAACAUCCCCCUCCUCAACUCGAACGCUGCCGAGCUCUCUGCUCUGUCUGCCGGCGACCAGGAGAUCAAGCGCAGCCUCUUCAACGCCGGUUCCGCCGGUGGCCAGUACGGCUCGGCUGACGGCUACGGCGGUUCGUCCCUGCAGGGCCAGUCCAACUCGCCCGUGCUCAGCGGUUACGGCAACUCGCUCACCGCCGGUGGCGCUCAGGGUGCCCAGAACAACGGCCAGGGCGGCAAGGUCACCCAGGAGCUAUUGCAGAAGUUCGAGGACGGUCUUCUCAAGCGUCAGAUCCUUGGCAACAAGGGUCUCCAGGGUGCCGGUGCCAACGGCUACGGUGGCUCUUCGCUCCAGGGCCAGAGCAACCUCCCCGUGCUCUCGGGCUACGGCAACUCGCUCACCUCUGGUGGUGCCGAGGGUGCCCAGAACGACGGCACUGGCGGCCAGAUCCAGCAGGGUCUUAAGCAGGUCACGUCGAUUGGCGGCGAUCUGCUCAAGCGUCAGCUUCUUGGUAACAAGGGCAAGCAGUCCGGCUCCGCUGACGGAUUCGGCGGCUCUUCGCUCCAGGGUGCUCACAACUCUCCCGUCCUUUCGGGCUACGGCAGCAGCUUGACCGCUGGCGGUGCUCAAGGCGCCUCGAACAACGGCCAAGGUGGACAGGUUGCCCAGCAGCUUGACCAGCUGCACAGCAUCGGCGGUGGCCUUCUCAAGCGCCAGCUCCUUGGCAACAAGGGCAAGCAGUCCGGCUCCGCUGACGGAUUCGGCGGCUCGUCGCUCCAGGGUGCUGCCAACCUUCCCGUCCUUUCGGGCUACGGCAACAGCUUGACCGCUGGUGGCCCCCAGAGCGCCUCGGACAAUGGUCAAGGUGGAUCCGUUGCUCAGCAGCUCGACCAGCUCCACAGCAUUGGUGGCGGUCUCCUCAAGCGUCAGAUCCUUGGCAACAAGGGUGGCCAAGGUGCCUCUGCUGACGGCUUCGGUGGCUCUUCUCUGCAGGGAGCUUCCAACCUUCCCGUCCUUUCCGGAUACGGAAACAGCUUGACCGCUGGUGGCCCUCAGGGCGCUUCCAACAACGGUCAGGGUGGCAACAUCGCCCAGGAGCUCAGCCAAGGCUUGGGAAUCCUCAAGCGCCAGAUCCUUGGUAACAAGGGUGGCCAGGGUGCCUCCGCUGACGGCUUCGGUGGAGCUUCUCAGCAAGGCGCUGCCAACCUUCCCGUGCUUUCUGGCUACGGCAACUCGCUCACCGCUGGCGGCCCUCAGGGCGCUUCCAACAACGGUCAGGGAGGCAAUGUCGCCCAGCAGCUCGGCCAAGGUCUGGGAGUUCUCAAGCGUCAGAUCCUUGGCAACAAGGCUGGUCAGGGUGCCUCUGCCGACGGCAUUGGUGGCUCGUCGCUGCAGGGAGCUUCCAACCUCCCUGUUCUGUCGGGCUACGGCAACUCGCUCACCAGCGGUGGAGGCCAAUUCGGCCAGAACAACGGCCAGGGUGGAGACAUCCAGCAGCAGCUCGGCCAGAAGCUUGGAAUCCUCAAGCGUGGCCUGCUCGAGUCCGCUGGUCAGUUUGGUAGUGCCGACGGCUACGGUGGCCAGUCCGCCCAAGGCCAGUCGAACAAGCCUGUCGUCUCUGGCUACGGCAACUCGGUCACCACUGGCGGUACUCAGGGUGGCGAGAACGACGGCAAGGGCGGUGACGUUGGCCAACAGAUCCUCCAGGGUGUUGGCCUGCUCAAGCGCCAGUACGGCAACCUCGGAUACCAAGGUGCCGGCUCCAACGGCUACGGCGGUAGCAGCCUUCAGUACCAGGCCAACCGCCCCGUUGUGAGCGGCUUUGGCAACUCGGUCACCACCGGUGGCCCUCAGGGCUCGGCCAACAACGGCCAGGGCGGUCAGAUCCAACAAGGCCUCAAGCAAUUCUUCCAGCGCCGCCAGUACCAGGGCGUCGGCCAGGGUGUCGGCCAGGGCAUCCACCAGUCGGCCUCUGCCAACGCUCACGGUGGAAACGCCUACAUCUCGGGCGCCAACGGUCCCGUUUGGAUCGACAGCUCUGCCGUUGCUGGCAAGAUCAACCAACAUGCCAGCGGAUACCAAGACGGUGCCCAGUCGGCUACCGAGGGUCUGCAGCAGGACUACCUGAACCAUUACUGGGCUCGUAAGCUGCAGAACCUGAGCCAGGGUACUGCUCAGGGUGUCACUCAGGUUGGCCACGCUGAGGGUCACGGUGGCAACGCCUACCUGGUCGGUGCCAACGGUCCCGCCUUUGUCAAGAACGCUGGUGUCGCCGGCACUGUCGACCAGGACGCCAACAGCCUGCAGCACUCUCAGCAGAGCGGCACUACCGGCUUUGGCCAGCAGUACGGCAACUUCUACGGCCGCCGCAGUGCCAUCCAGGGUACGGGACAAAAGACGUCCCAGGUCACUGCGCAGCACGGCUCGGCCGACUCGCGCGGUGGCGAUGUUGCCGUGAUUGGCCACAACGCCGGUCCUGGUGCCGUCAAGAUCGACGCCUCGAGCCAGGGUGGCAACGUCGACCAGACCGCCACCAGCAACCAGAAGAGCGACCAGAAGGCCUACGAGGCUUCGCAGGACGAAUACCUGAACCAUUUCUGGGCUCGUCACGUUGGCGACGUCGACGCUCUCGUUCAGAGCAACGCUCAGAACGUCAGGGUCAACGCUGAUGCCUCGCCUAAGGUCAACUCGGAUUACGUUUGGACGCACCACCCUGACACUUUCACCAGUGCCGGACCCGUCAACCAGGUGGUCGACAUUGCGCAGAAGAACGCGCAGGUGGCUAACCUCAAUGACCACACCACCACCCUCAACGCGCGCUACAUCCCCGCUGCCCUCUCCCAAGGCAGCCAGCUCGCAAACGCCGACUCUCACGGCGGUAGCUCCUCGUCGUUUGAGACCAACGACAAGGUCGUCGGCGGCAGCGGCAUCACUUCCACCCUCGGCGGUCCCCAGUACAGCAACGGCGACGCUGUUGGCGGCGACAUCAGCCAGCUCCUCCACCUUUAA
Messenger RNA from Sporisorium graminicola, 3492 nucleotides. RefSeq lists its product as uncharacterized. The transcript has a single exon. Lineage: Eukaryota; Fungi; Basidiomycota; Ustilaginomycetes; Ustilaginales; Ustilaginaceae. The coding region runs from base 1 to 3492 and encodes 1163 amino acids. The record is from RefSeq and is a predicted model, not a curated record.